GGCUCAUUGCGUCGUCAUUGAGAGUCUGUUGUUCACGCUGCUCGCCUGAGAGCAGGAGCGCCUGUGACAGUGGAGUGCAUUGAUUCAUGCUGUUGUGGAGUCUCGUUUCUGGUUUUGGGAAACAAUUAAUGCGACCAGAAAAGAGCGCAUGAAGGUGGAGAAGAUGAACGUGGAGGCUCUAAGCCGAGCAGAGCUGCUGACUCUCCUCAGUAUCCUGGAGGGAGAACUGGAGGCACAGGAUGUAGUUAUACAUACCCUCAGAGCCCAACAUCGAGAUGAGUUUGUCCAAGAUCGUUAUGUGCAGUAUGACCUCAGCGAUCCAUUCCUGGCCCUGCAGCGGGACAACGAAGUCGCGGAGCGGCAGAACGCACUCAGGCAACCCCAAACACAUUCGCAUGGCCGGGCAGUGGGCCCAAACCCUCUGGCUGUGCUGAAACUGGUCAUGACUCACUGCAAGAGGAUGCAGGACAGGAUGAUGGGACAAUUGGCUGCUGCUGAGAGCAGACACAGGAGGAUGAUCGCUGAUCUGGAGCAGAAGAAAGAGCAGUACGCCCAGGAGUCUGCUCGGGGUGCUGACUAUAUCUUCGUAUUAAAGACAGAAAGAGAUAAGCUGCUCCAACAGUUGGAGGUGGAGCAUGCAACAGUGCAAAGGUUGGAGAAGGAACAGGCACAAGUGGUGAGCACGGUGAAGCAGUCGCUGUCCCAAGAGCAGCAGCUCUCCUCCAGUCUGACGCUGGAGCUCCAGAAGGCCAGCAGCCAAGCUCAGGAAGAGGCUCAAAAGGUCUCGCAACUCCACAUACUGCUGCAAGAAGAGACCUGCGCCCUCAAGAAGCUCCAGCAAGUUCUUGAGUACGAGAAGAUCAGGGUGGCCCAGCUGGAGGCUAGGUCGGAGAAGCAGAUAGCUGAGUUUGAUGCUGAAAAAGAACAGAUGAAAACCAGACUAAAGACAGAGGAAGAAAGGGUCAGAGAGCUUGAAAAACAAGUGAAAGAACUUAGAAAAAUGUUGGCUGAACCUCAGGAAAGUAAAACAGAGGUAAAAGAGGCUGUGACUGAGGUGAAGGAGUCAGAGGGCAAAAUGGUGUCCAGUUCUGUUCAGACUGAACCAGAUGGAAAGAUCACGCCAAAAUCCUGUACAGUGCCAAAGGUCAAUGGCCUUCAGUCUCAUAAAGAGACAGAACCAUUAACACAUGAAGUGAAAGGAGUAGAAAAUGGAGUGGAUAAUGGAGGUGGAACACUUCUGCAUUCCCCUAUUCACCCCUUUCCGCAUCCUCACUCUCCCUCCAGCACUGCCUCCUCUUCCCUCUCCUCCUCCCCCGUUUCCUCUCCGGUUCUAGUAAAGCGUCUGGGCAGCCCAGGCUUCCUUCAGUCCUACCAAGCUGGAGUCAACCAGCGAUUUCAGGCUGCAAGGCACAAGUUCCAGAGUCAGGCUGAACUCGAUCAGCAGCAGCACGGUGGGCCUCUUUCCCCCAGAGACCUCUCCCCAACCACUUCCUCCACCCCUCCUCCAACAGAGCACAGCACGGCUAAGCAGCUGGCCCGCAACACUGUCACACAGGUGCUGUCGCGCUUUACCAGCCAGCAGGCCGGAGUGAAGGCAGCGCCUAUUAACAACUCUCCAUUUGGCACAGACUACCGCAAUCUGGCGGCAUCUCCUACAGGGGGGAGGUCGCCUUCUUCAGGGCCAUUAUCUCCAGGUUUUCGCUCUCCCCUAUCCUAUCCUCCAAUUCCACCUAAAAGGCCUGGCAUGAGUCCAACUCCAGGUUCCCCGAAUCACUCUGCUCGGACCAGUCUUUUCCCAGAACUGACGGGGAACUGUGGGGAUAGCAGCAGUGGACAAGAGGGAGCCAAGGAAUCAGACAUGGUCUUAUCCUAGUGCCAGGAUGUCCAGAUUGUACAAAUAAAUUGUUGAGCAAAUCAGCUACUUCAGUUUCUGAUGUUAACUAACUUUAACACACUGAAUGUUAGCUUUCAUGCCACUUUAAAGUUAAAAUGCCUUGUAAAAGCAUUAAUACCCUUUAUACAUUUUUCAUAUUUUCUCUCAUUACAACUACAACCUUCAAUUUAUUUAAGGUUGUAGCUGUAUUGUAGGGUAGGCUAGUAUGAAGUAGCAAUAGUGUAUUAAUCCCACUGAGUCAAUAGUUUUCAGAAUCACCUUUAGCUGCAAUUACAGCUGGAAGUCUAUUUAUAGCCCAAGUUCAGGAAGAUUGAAUAGAUAUCACCUUGAAAUAGCUCAUUCUGCCUCAGAUUCUCAAAUAGACUUAGGUUUGGAUUUUGACUGGGCCAUUCUAACCUAUGAAUUAGCUUUGAUCUAAAGCAUUCAAUUGUAGCCAUUCAAAGCUAUUCAAUCGAUCCUCUCCCCCUGUCUAGAGUGUUUUGCAGCCUCUAACAGGCUUUGUUCUAGGAUUGCCAUGUGUUUAACUCUAUCCAUCUUCCCAUUAAUCCUACCAGCUUCCCUGUUCUUGCCAAAGAAAACAUUUCCACAGUAUGUUGCUGCCACCUCCAUGUGUUAAGCUGGGGAUGGAGUUUUUAGGGCGAUAUGCAGUGUUAGUUUUCCACCCCUCAUAGGAUUUUACAUGUAGGCCAAUUUUGGUCUCAUGUGAUAAAGAGUACUCUCAUCAUGCUUGCCCUGUCUUUUGUAAGGAUUGCGGCACAUUUUAAACGGGACAUUUCAUGGUUUCCUUUCAACAACUGCUUUUUCUUACCAUUCGUCCAUAAAGCCCAGAUUUGCACGACUAAUAGUUGUCUUGCCUCUCACCUGAGCUAGGGAUUUCUGCAGUUCCUCCAAGGUUACCAAGGCUGUCUGAACUGCCUCUGCCAUUGAUUUCAGUUUCUGUGGAAGCCCUUACAGUUUUAAUUUUGUUUGAGGAAUAAUGGAGCAGUGAGACGUUAAAAGCCUAGAAUGUUGUUUUAUAACCUAACCCUGUGCUAAACUUCUCCACAACUGUAUCGCUGACCUGUCUGCUGUGUUCCUUGGUCCUCAUGAUGCUGUUUGUUCUCUACUGUUCUUUAACAAACCUCUGAGGCCUUUACAGAACAGCUGGAUUUUUACUGAAAGGCCUAGUUCACACGAAGACAAAAAGAGUAUGCUGUAGAAAACGAUUUAGAAAAAAUGUGUAAUCACACGAGUGCAUUCAGCGCCACUGAAAACGCUGUAGUAUGUAUGCCGGGCCCAUUGGUGCUGCUGUGAAACUGAUACAGAAACACACCAAAAACAGUGGACAAAAACACCCGGCAUGCCCACAAAACUCAUGCAAGAUAAACACAGCAACAAGCGGGUUGGAGUAACAACGUCUUUGUUUCAGAAAAGAUGCGUUUUGCAUGUACACAUGGAAACACAGAGCCGCCGUUUUUAAAUAUGUCAUCUUUAGGUUUCAAGAAUGAUUGGUUUUGGUCUCCCAAAACGCCUGAUGCAUGUGGACACAACGCCUAAAGGACAAAAUACCUUUGCAGAUACAUCUAAAGCUUGUCUCCGUGUGGAUGGGGUCUAAUUUACCGCCAGGGGGGACUCUGAAGACAAAUGGUUACACUGGAUUUUAUUUAGAGAUAUCAGAUUAAAGAGAGGUGAAUACAUUUUAAAGCCACACAUUUUUAGAUUUGCUUUUGUAAAAACAAUUUUGAACCAUGUGUAUUUUUUUUCUACUUCACAAUAAUGCACUACUUUGUGUUGGUCAACCACAUUAAAUCUCAAUAAAAUACAUUAAGGGUUGUGGUUGUAAUAUGGAAAGCAAAAAAAGUUCAAAGUAUGACUUUAUUUUCAAGGUGGUCUAUACUGGAUGCAGUGUUUGUUGCAUUCCUACCUCAAAAGAACAACCUGGGAAACAAUUGGCUAAACUUAUUUAAAAUAUAUAACAAAUUCUUUUUUUGGAUUUGUGUUUUUUUUUUUUAUUUUAACGUUCCUAUCAUCAAGUUACUGUAAAUGUUGAAUUUCAGAAUUUUAAGCAUUUAUGAGUUGUAGCAUGAACCAAGCAUAAUUUUUGACAAAUCAGAUGGAUUGUAAUUCAGUGGAGCUAGGGUUUUGUUUGUUUUACUUAAGGAUUUACUUGUCAAACCUGUUCAAAUAAAAAAGUUUUUUUCAGAAGCAAACCUGAAAUAAAAAGAUGGUUCAAAUGUAUGGCUAAUGGAGCAUAUCAAACAUGUAGCUAUUACAACUUUGCAAAGAAAAAAAAUGUUUGUAAAUGCUUUUCUUGUGAGUCCCUAUGCAAUUUUUAUGGAGAUGGACUACAAUUUUUUUAUUGUAAAUAUGUCAACAAUUUUUUCCUACAAAUGAAAAUCAGAUGUAUGUAUUGUUAUUUCUGUUUUUACUUGUCAUGAAAACACUGAGACGUGUGUUAAAAGGGAGAGCACAUUUUGCACUGCAUCACUAGGUGUCUAUACAUCAACACAUUUUUAUAUUAACACUGUAUGUCCAGGGAUUGUUGAAUUUUACUCUACAGAGAUCCAAAUGUUUCUGGCACAACUUCACCAACUCCCAAAGUGCACUGAGAGGGUUAAAGAAAGAUCUGGUAAAGUGAAGACUUCCGCUUCACAAGUAUUUUACUCUUCACAAACUAAAGAUGUUGCUUCGCUUCACAGUAAAUAUUUUAGAUGAUCACAUUGAAACACUAUUGUGACAGUUUAUAUUGUAAACAUAUGUUUGUCUAUCUUAUGUAGCACUGUGUCUUGUAGCAGUACUACACAUAAGAUUAUUUUAUUUUUAUUGGUCUACCAGUUUAUGUCUUAACAUGUUUUUAUUUUAAGACCAGUAAUAAACUAAAUCACAUUAGUUUUGCCAAUGUAUAUAAAACUGUACCUGUACAACCUGCUGGGGGCCCUGUUUGUUUUUUAUCACAAAAAAAUGCUCAUAUCAUUGACACCCUCAGUGUUCAGCGCUUUAAAUAAAUUGUCCAUGCCUUCA
Girardinichthys multiradiatus is the source of this 4894-nucleotide messenger RNA. RefSeq names its product CTTNBP2 N-terminal-like protein. The record is from RefSeq and is a predicted model, not a curated record. The coding region runs from base 149 to 1873 and encodes 574 amino acids. The transcript has 5 exons. Lineage: Eukaryota; Metazoa; Chordata; Actinopteri; Cyprinodontiformes; Goodeidae.